Tachyglossus aculeatus (Australian echidna) is the source of this 2019-nucleotide messenger RNA. RefSeq names its product interferon lambda receptor 1 (gene IFNLR1). The transcript is spliced from 7 exons. NCBI's taxonomy places the organism in Eukaryota, Metazoa, Chordata, Mammalia, Monotremata, Tachyglossidae. The record is from RefSeq and is a predicted model, not a curated record. Gene Ontology annotation, molecular function: protein binding. The coding region runs from base 14 to 1648 and encodes 544 amino acids.
UGCCCUGCCCACCAUGCCACCGCCCCCCAAUGGCCUCCUCCUGGCCCUGGCUCCCCUCCUGCUCCGCGCCCCAGGUGGUCUGGGGCUGGCCCCGCCUCAGAACGUGACCCUGCUGUCCAGAAACUUCAGCAUCUUCCUGGUGUGGGCCCCAGCCCCUGGCUACCCACUGGACACCUCCUACGUCGUCAACUACCAGAGCUUCGAGAACCAGAAGCGGUGGCGGAAGGUGCCCCCGUGCCACCUGCGGGCCCAGCAGACGUGCGACCUGACCUGCCUGGUGAAGAAUCAACACAUCAAGUUCAAGGGUCGGGUGCGGGCCGUGACCCCCGGAGCCCGCUCUCCCUGGGCCGAAUCCCAGUAUUUGGACUACAUAUUCGACGUGGAGCUGGCCCCUCCCGUCCUGGAGGUGCGGAGACUCGAGGCCGCCCUCAUCAUCAACGCCACCGUCCUCCUUCCCGUCUGUGAGAGUCUGGAGCCCCUGAAAUACGACGUGGAUUUCUGGGAGGCCGGGAGGCCCAGGAAGAUGCAGUACCCGGGAAACCCCAUGGGCCAGGUGGUGGAGAUCAGCACCCCUCCAGCCAUCAGCGGGAACUACUGUCUGAGCGCCAGGACCACCUACACCAUCUUUACGCCCAAGCACAGCCUCUUCUCCCCACCCCAGUGCCUCCAGCUGGGAUCCAGAGAAGAGAAGGGGACCCUCCUACUCCGGACGGGCUUGCCUCUGCUUGUGCUCCUGCUGCUCUUGUGCGCGCCCGUCUCCUGCCUCCUCCUCAGGGCCGCCUGGGCCAAGCAGGCCAAGAUGCCCCCAGCUCUGGACUUCUCAGGCUCCAGACUCCCCAUCAGGCCCUUGGAGGCGAGAACACUGGAGGUCCUCAGCAUCUUGACAGUCUGCUCCAGGAAGGGCCCUGCCGCCCCGAGGAAGCCCGAACCCCCUGCCAGAGACCCCCCUGGUUCAGAAGAGGAGGAGGAGGAGGAAGAUGAAGAUGACAGAGAUGUUUUCUGGCCCUACCUCAAGCCUCCACCCUUCCCAGAGGGGACCCCAUCAGCCUCGGCGCCUUCCCUGGGGGAGAUGGAAUCAGAGGGGGACGACGUGGAGGGUGGGGGGUCCCCGGCCCUGCACCCCGACUCGGAGGGUGGGGCUGGUGGAAUCUCCGGCUCCUCCGCCUCCUCCUCCUCAUCAUCCUGGGAGAUGCCCUUCACCAACGGCUACGUCACCGGGAACGGGCAACGGAAGCGGCAGGAGCUAAGCCGAAACGCCGAUGUCCCCCUAAUGCCCGAGGUCUCGGAGUGGGCGCCUCUCACAGCCGGGGAGCUGGGAGGCUGCCCCUCUGCCUCCAUUUGGGAUGCUCCCAGGAUGCGGGACCUCAAGAAGGGGGCCGCCCAGGCCCCGUUCGACCCCGAGGAGCCCUUUAUCUGCUUGCAGACCUUGGUCUUUGCCACGGCAAGGGGCCCACACAGUCUCUCAGGUGAUGAGGAAACUUCACUGGGAUCUGAGGAGGAGGAGGAGGCGGCAUUUCUGGACCCGCCGGGACUUGGCAACGUGGCUCCGGGGAGCCCGGAGGUCCAGAGCUGCUCGAGGGUCAGGCCCUCCGGCUAUGAGCCCGGGCAUUAUAUGGUCAGGAGCCAAGAGCUCUGCAGUGGCUGCUGACCCUCAAGCUGGACACUCACGCCAAUCCCUGGGGACCUUGGCAUUAGGGCAGACCCAGAGGUCAGGCAGUGAUUGGCCAAUUUCCUCAGUGAUUGGCCAACUUCCUCGGCCUCCCGCGAGGGCCCCGCAUCUGAGCCAGGAAGGCUGAAGGCCGGAGCCUGGCCUGGAGUCGACUCCCGCUGGCUACGACCCGGCUCUUUAUAAGAGCCGUUGUGCUUCCCCCAGGGAGGUCUGGACUCGGAGCGGCCCCGGCUCCCGGGCCUGAGCAAGUCAGACAGCCGCCUCAUGGAUGACGGCAGUAAUUGUAGUAUUUCUUCCGCGCUUACUGUGUGCCCAGCGCUGCCCAAAGUACCGGGAUAGAGCCAAGAUAA